AUGGCUUACAUUGCAUGCAGAGUGUCGCAAUUCUUGGGAUCUUGGAACGGGCAGCACUUCACGAGAAAGGACAACUCGAGAUUCGAGGUCUGUGUGGAAUCAGUGCGUAAGUACACUGGGCCCUCCACAAGCAAGAGAAGGAGGAACAUUGAUGCAGAUUCAGCCUUUCAUGCGUAUCGCGUGGCCGUCCUUCAGAACCCACAAGACCUGAAGGGCAAGCUGGUCAUUCUUGAAGAACCUUUGCGCAAGAUUGACCCGUCCCGCAUAGCAGCAUCUCUGGACACUGACCCUUGGUUCAGCCUUGGAGAGUCGCACUCUCCUCAUGCCUGGCACGCGACCAGAGUCCAUCAUCGUUGGCGACUACUCUCGGCCCCAGAGGCUGCCGUGGAGAGAGUAGGCUCCAUGAUGAACAACCUGUGGUCUGAUAACCAGCAUCCGUCCCCUGGGGCCUUCAUGGUCCGGGUGAUGUUGCAGCAAGCCUAUGUCUCAGUGACGGGACAUACCAGAGACGAGCUUCUUGUUCGUGCGGUUGUCGAGCUCAUACAACGGACCCGUGUCAGGCAGAAAAAAAGUGGACGACCAAGAGAGCUGAAUCAGGUGCAAGCGCUCCAUGACCGCAUAGAGAAUUCCGGCCGUUGGCACAGCAGCCUUUUCGAUGGGUGCUCCGCCCAAGAGGUCUUGUCCCUUAUCGAGCCCGAGAGUCUGCUACAAUCGCGCAGUACUGUGCGAGAGUUGCGAAAGGCCGCGCUAGCGCGCGGGCUGCCCUCGACUGUGCCUGAGACUAUCGAGCAUUCCUGGAGCAAGGCCAUGGCCUCGGGAGUUGUGGAAUCUUUGCCCAUGGGUGUGUCAGUUCAGCGAAAGAGUGCGGGCAAAGCAGCUCCCUCGACAAUGCAGGCGCGACUAGAUGAUUGGUUGGACAGUGAAGAAGGAAAGAAGUGGCAAUCCCGGCGCCAACAGAUAUGGGCUCCCGGAAGCGAGGCAAAGAUGGCUGAAGAUGGUGUCAUGUUCGAGGGCAGCAGCAGCAGCAGCCGUGAGCAGAUGGCUGAAGAUGGUGUGAUGUUCGAGGGCAGCAGCAGUGAGUCGAGCGACGUUCCCUGCGGGUGCCAAUGGGAAAGAGAGUCAGCAGGGUCUUCAAUGGACAUCGCAACGUUUGAGGCUGAUGCCGAUGUUGCCAAUCGCAUAGAGUCAGCUGGGUCUUUCGCAACGUUUGAGGCUGAUGCCGAUGUUGCCAAUCGCAUUGCUGGUGUUAAUCCUGUACCAGAUUCCACAAGUUCCCUUGUCACCGCAUUUCGCGCGGGAGUCUUCAUGGUCGAAUUCUUGCAGCAGACCUUUGGUGCUGAGAAGCUGAGAGAAAGCCUUCUGAACCAUGCCAACCUGUUCUCCAGCCAUUGCUCCGGCAUCGGGUCGCCGGAACAGGCCUGCGACAUUUUGCAAGCUGCUUUGACUGCGACACUGGGCUGGCCCAAGCGAUGGCAAUCUGUGUCGGCUUGCGAGAUCAACAAAGCGUGCUGCGCGAUUUUGGAGCAGAAGCUGCCAAGCGAUUGUUGCAUCAAUCGCAACAUAUUUGAUGCCUUUCCGGGCUGGGAUUCAAGCCUGGGCCCAAGUCCAACAAUUUUGGAGAGGUGGACGGCUUUGUGCUCGGCGUGGCGCCCAGACAUCAAACUUCCUUGUGCAGCGCACGGCGGUUUGUGCAAACAGAGACGUUCAAAUUUGAAUGUUACAGGUUCCCCAUGCCAGCCGUGGAGCAAAGCUGGCCGAAAACAGAAAACAAGUGACGUCCGUUUCAACGUCACUUUGGCUUACUUGUGCUGGAUCUGGUGUACAAAACCAGUGGUGGCUCUGCACGAGAACGUUCUGGGCUUCCACAAAAACAUCAUCCCGGAGCUCAUAGGUUCACUAUACAAGGUCAUCGAUUUGCACAUCCAGCCCUCCGAUGCCGGGUUCGUAUUCGUCGGCCGCCCACGGCACUUUGCGAUAAUAGUGCGGAAGGACGUGGAAAUCACCCGCAAUAUGUUGACCGUUCUGCAAGAAGCUUCCAAGUACAUCAAGGAGAAAGUUGGAUUUCCGCGAGUGUCUGCGUGCAUGGUUGCGACUGCUGAAGAGUGUUUGCUGUGUGAGAACAAAGCAAGGCUUAAACGAGGCUUGGGACCGCUAACUGUCGCAAGCUCUGACUGGUCAUACCUGCUUACCACCAAGCAGGUUGGGUACCUCCGCGAUUACCAUAAGCUUUGGGAAGAGCAAAAUGCGAAGAAAGGCGCAGUGUCAAAUUUCCCUCCCGACCUCCUGAUGAACCUAUCGCAGGACCCCAACGUGCGCCCCGCCAUGUUCCAGCACCUGCCCACGAUGCGGGCAAGCGGGGGAAUUCUCUGGAGCCCUUCAAUGAAGAGAUGGCUGUUGGACAGGGAGUGUGCUCUCGCAAUGGGGUGGCCUGUGUUACAGGCCACCGCUUCCGCAGCUGGCGUGCCCAUGGACAGCUUCGACUACAAGACAUCUCAGCUGGGCAACUCAAUGCAUGUCUUUGCAGCAAUGCUUGCGCUAGCAGUUGCUCUCGGGUGCACGCGCAUGCAGGUGGAGCACCGGCCGGCGUAG
This is a messenger RNA of Symbiodinium natans, 2589 nucleotides long. NCBI's taxonomy places the organism in Eukaryota, Dinophyceae, Suessiales, Symbiodiniaceae. The record is from the annotation of a GenBank genome assembly.